Messenger RNA from Camarhynchus parvulus, 2702 nucleotides. It is a transcript of the gene CAMK2A, whose product is annotated as calcium/calmodulin dependent protein kinase II alpha. The record is from RefSeq and is a predicted model, not a curated record. The transcript is spliced from 19 exons. NCBI's taxonomy places the organism in Eukaryota, Metazoa, Chordata, Aves, Passeriformes, Thraupidae. Gene Ontology annotation, cellular component: cytoplasm; neuron projection. Gene Ontology annotation, molecular function: calmodulin binding; calcium/calmodulin-dependent protein kinase activity; ATP binding. Bases 50 to 1519 code for a protein of 489 amino acids. Gene Ontology annotation, biological process: protein phosphorylation.
UGCUUGCCCCAAACUCCGCACUGGGAGGGAGCAUUUCCAGCCCCUCAGGAUGGCCACCAUCACCUGCAACCGCUUCACUGAGGAGUACCAGCUCUUUGAGGAACUGGGCAAGGGCGCUUUCUCCAUCGUCCGGAGAUGCGUGAAGGUGCUGGCAGGACAAGAGUAUGCGGCCAAGAUCAUCAAUACCAAGAAGCUCUCUGCUCGAGAUCACCAGAAGCUGGAACGAGAAGCCCGGAUCUGCCGUCUCCUGAAGCACCCCAACAUUGUGAGGCUCCAUGACAGCAUCUCUGAAGAGGGCCACCACUACCUGAUAUUUGACCUGGUCACCGGCGGGGAGCUCUUUGAGGACAUUGUGGCCAGGGAGUACUACAGCGAAGCAGAUGCCAGCCACUGCAUCCAGCAGAUCCUGGAGGCCGUCCUGCACUGCCACCAGAUGGGGGUGGUUCACCGGGAUCUGAAGCCGGAGAACCUGCUGUUGGCAUCCAAGCUGAAGGGGGCUGCCGUCAAGCUGGCUGACUUUGGCCUCGCCAUCGAGGUGGAGGGCGACCAGCAAGCGUGGUUUGGUUUCGCCGGCACCCCGGGAUACCUGUCCCCCGAGGUGCUCCGGAAGGAUCCCUAUGGCAAAGCCGUGGAUCUGUGGGCUUGCGGUGUCAUCCUCUACAUCCUGCUGGUUGGGUACCCACCCUUUUGGGAUGAAGACCAACACCGACUCUACCAGCAGAUCAAGGCUGGGGCUUACGAUUUCCCCUCCCCUGAAUGGGACACAGUCACUCCUGAAGCAAAAGAUCUCAUCAACAAGAUGUUGACCAUAAACCCCUCCAAGCGCAUCACAGCUGCCGAGGCUCUGAAGCACCCCUGGAUAUCGCACCGUGCCACCGUGGCGUCAUGCAUGCACAGGCAGGAGACUGUGGACUGUCUGAAGAAGUUCAAUGCCCGCAGGAAGCUGAAGGGAGCCAUCCUCACCACCAUGCUGGCCACCAGGAACUUCUCCGGAGGCAAAAGUGGUGGCAACAAGAAGAAUGACGGCGUGAAGAAAAGAAAGUCCAGUUCCAGCGUUCAGUUAAUGGAAUCGUCGGAGAGCACCAACACCACCAUUGAGGACGAAGACACCAAAGUACGGAAGCAAGAGAUCAUUAAAGUCACGGAGCAGCUGAUUGAAGCAAUAAGCAAUGGCGACUUUGAGUCCUACACGAAGAUGUGUGACCCUGGAAUGACUGCUUUUGAGCCUGAGGCUCUGGGCAACCUUGUGGAAGGCCUGGAUUUCCACCGAUUCUACUUUGAAAACCUGUGGUCCCGGAACAGCAAACCUGUGCACACGACGAUCCUGAACCCCCACAUCCACCUGAUGGGGGACGAGUCUGCCUGCAUUGCCUACAUCCGCAUCACGCAGUACGUGGACUCUGGAGGGAUCCCCCGCACUGCCCAGUCCGAGGAGACCCGCAUCUGGCACCGCCGCGAUGGCAAAUGGCAGAUUGUUCACUUCCACAGAUCCGGCGCGCCCUCGGUCCUACCGCAGUAAUCCCUCUGAAGUGUGGCCCUGCCCGUGCUGGGUUUGUCACUGACUGACUACCAAGGGGAGACCCCCUCCGACAUGUUCACCUACGGGACUUUGGCUGUUGGCUCCGCUGCUUGGUUCCUGCUGGAAUAACCCCUCGCUUCUCACCGCACACACACGACAGCCCCGCCAGUGCAGCACAAGCAUCCAUCAACCCCCACCCCGCCAGGGUCACAGCGCUGGGCCCCCUUCCUCUGCAUGAACCAGAACAAGAGAAACCAUGAACUCAAACCCAAGCAUCUGGCUGGUGUACAGGCCCCCCUCAUCGGCUGUACAGCGUCAGUGGCCUUCUCACUCAGCACAUCUCCUGAACUGGGCUCAGGCUCAUCAUCCACCUCCUUCCCCACCCCUGCUGGAAGCCCUCCGAGGAAAGGGGGGCAGUUUUGAGCUGCUCUCUGCUGCAUCCUUUGUUAUGGUGGAUUUUGCUUUGCUGCUAUCGAGGUCCCUGUCUGCUGCCAUGACUCCUGCCUGCUCCCAACCCGAGUUCCUCCCUCCCAGCAGCCUCUUCCAGGGAACUGCAACUCAAUCCAUUUGCCAAGUCCAUUUUUCAUGCAUACCUGUGCAAGGAGGGCCGUGUUUGGAUGGGUGAGUAAAGGCUAUCUGUUCAUUUUCUCUUCCCAGCAUAGGCUGGCUCCUUCCCAGGAGAGCAAGUAGGUUUGCACCCUGGUUCCAGGGCAACUGCCGUGCCAAGAAGGAUGCUCUCCCUUCUUCCUCCCUUCUCCCUUUGGAGCAGAGACUGGCGAUGCUGGGAGAAGAGAGGAGGAGAAUGACAACUGCUUCCCAUCAGCACAGACGGGAGCUGGGGCUCUCCCAUCCAUGUCGGGGCAGCAGCACCGCCCCUGCAGUCUCCUCUUCCUCACCCACCACCCAGCCUGGAUCCUUUACCCCAGCACCCACCCCUGCCCCCCACACGCAGCACUGGCGUUCCCUUGCUCCCGACUCCCAGGAUGGGAUGGGGGCAGCCAAGCUGGCUGCUGGCUCGGGGCACCAACCUCCAUGGCCCCCAUGACUCCUUCCAGCGACAACAAGGAAUGCAAGCUUUAGUGACAAACUGCAGAAUCUGAUUGUGCUUCAACGACAACAAACAAGCCUUUCGCUGUCUUCUCCUUUGAGCGCAUGCCUUUUUAUAGGGAAAACAAACCAACCU